AAAUAUAUAAAUCUUAUCAUCAAAUGAGUGUUAAUCAUAACAUUAGAAAAGAAAGCAUAGAAUUGAUCUAAAAUUCCGAAAAUCAUGAAAAAAACAUAUAUGAACCACAUUACAAAAAUGAAAAUGAAUAAGUAUAAUACUUAAUUAUUUUAGUAAGUUGAUGAAUAUAUAGAAGAAGAAGAUUAAGUUCCAAUCUAUUCACCUUAUUAACUAUCUUUAUAUAAGAAACCUAAUCUUCAAUUUUUAGAUGAAUUUCAUUUAGAUGAAGAUCCAAAAAAGAAAGUUUGUAUUGAAGAUUGUUCAACAACUGAAUAAUCAUUAGAUCAUUAUGCUAUGGGAGAUUUAGAAAUAUUGGCUGAAACACUUUAAAAACAAAAUUAUAAAAAGUUCUCCUAUCCAAAAAUUCUUCCAAUUCCAACUAAUGUAGAUGAACAUUUCUCUAAUUUAAAAAUGAGAUUCUAACCAUCAUAAAAAUAAGAAGAUUUUAUAUCUACUUAUAUUAAAUCUGAUGAUAUCAAAAGAAUCAAAAUAGGUUUGUGUGAUGAAAUCAUUAAUGAUGAAGAAACACAUAAAUUUGAGGAUUGGGUUGAAUAAUUAUGUACAUCCACUAAUCAUUAAUCUUUAAAAGAAAUGACUCGAAAAUAGAAAGUAGCUAGAUAUCUUUAAAAAAAACAUAGUCGAACAUAUGAAAAGAAAGUUCAUUAUCAUGUUAGAUAAAAAGUUGCUGAAGAAAGAUUAAGAGUUAAAGGAAGAUUUGUUACAUGGACAUAAGUAAACUAUUCUAUUUUAUAUAAGGCUUUAAAAAUGUUGAAUCAACAAUAAGACACAAUCAAAUCAUGGACUCAUAAUGAUUAUUUUAGAAUUAAGAAUCUAUUGAAUGAAAAAUUUGGUGCUGUUAGAAGUGAAAGAUCACUAAAAUUAUGA
Messenger RNA from Paramecium sonneborni, 924 nucleotides. The record is from the annotation of a GenBank genome assembly. Lineage: Eukaryota; Ciliophora; Oligohymenophorea; Peniculida; Parameciidae.